Molecule: messenger RNA, 900 nt
Organism: Arthroderma uncinatum
Lineage: Eukaryota; Fungi; Ascomycota; Eurotiomycetes; Onygenales; Arthrodermataceae
Exons: 2
Coding region: 1-900 (299 amino acids)
Molecular function (GO): arylformamidase activity
Source: RefSeq, a predicted model, not a curated record
AUGACCGCAAUUAUGGCUCAAUCAGUGUCUUCAGCUGGCUACGAGAAGUAUAGCUUUGGGGAUCACUCCCUGCAAAACGUCUACGUGCACAUCCCCUCGCCGCAACCUCCAUCAAAGUCGGGCUACUGGAUAGUCUAUAUACACGGCGGCGCAUGGCGUGAUCCAGAAAUCCUUGCGCCUACAUUCAAACCCACGCAGGAUGUGCUUCUAGCAAGUAACAAUGCAGACAUAGCUGGCAUUGCGUCCAUCGAGUAUCGACUCACGGCUCAUCCAAACUUCCCGCAGGAUGCUGUCUCUGUCAAUCCCCAGGAGUACAGAAAUGCUAAACACCCAGACCAUGUUUCUGAUGUGCAAAAGGGACUGGCCCUGCUGCAGGAGAAAUAUGCGUUUGGCGAACGAUAUAUCCUCGCUGGACAUAGUUGCGGGGCUACUCUGGCGUUUCAAGCGGUCAUGAAUCGAAUUGUGCCCGCAAGUAAUAUUGUGCGGCCACUAGCGAUUGUAGGCGUGGCGGGUAUCUAUGAUAUGCCUUUCCUGGUGAAGACCUUGAGUCAUAUCCCUGCUUAUCGAGAGUUUAUUACCGACGCCUUUGGUGCUGAAGAAGUCUGGCGUAAGGCGUCGCCUGCUCCAGAUACAGCCGGAGGUGUUGUAGAAAGCUGGAAGAAUGGCCGGGUGGCCGUCCUCGCGAGAUCAACCAACGACGAGCUGAUGCAUGCGUCUCAGUUGCCAACAAUGGAGGAGGCUCUACGCCCGUGGGUUGCCGGUGGGGAAGGUGGGAAGCCACGGAGAGUCAAGGUUAUUGAGGACCUAUCUGAGACCCAUGAUGGGAUUUGGCGUGGUGGAAAGGAGCUUGCCUCUCUUAUUUCCGUUGCUAUCAAGGAACUGCGAGACUUGGAAGCAUAG